CGCCCGCGCGCUCCCCCACGGAACUCCCGCCGGCCGCCCGGCGCUCUCCCGGUGGCGCGCCCGAGCCGCCGCGGCCGCCACCAACAUGGCCGAGACAAGCGAGGAGGUGGCGGUGCUGGUGCAGCGGGUGGUGAAGGACAUCACCAACGCCUUCAGGAGGAAUCCGCACAUAGAUGAAAUUGGCCUGAUCCCAUGUCCUGAAGCUAGGUACAACCGGAGUCCCAUAGUCCUGGUUGAAAACAAACUUGGUGUGGAGAGCUGGUGCGUCAAGUUCCUCUUACCGUAUGUCCACAACAAGCUCCUUUUGUACAGAAUGAGAAAGCAAUGGCUGAACAAAGAUGAACUGAUAGAUGUCACAUGCACCCUGCUGCUUCUGAACCCAGACUUUACCACUGCAUGGAACGUAAGAAAAGAGCUCAUCCUCUCUGGCACUUUAAAUCCAAUUAAGGACUUACAUCUGGGAAAACUGGCCUUAACUAAAUUUCCAAAGAGUCCAGAAACAUGGAUUCACAGACGAUGGGUGCUACAACAGCUAAUUCAGGAAACCUCCUUGCCUUCCUUUGUGACGAAAGGAAACUCGGGAACAGUUCCUGCAGAAAGGACACAGAGACUGAUCCGAGAAGAGAUGGAGGUUUGUGGUGAAGCAGCAGGAAGAUACCCAAGCAACUACAAUGCCUGGUCCCAUCGCAUCUGGGUUCUCCAGCACCUGGCCAAGCUAGACAUCAAGAUUCUUCUUGAUGAACUGUCUUCUACUAAACACUGGGCAUCCAUGCAUGUUUCAGACCACAGUGGAUUUCACUACCGCCAGUUUUUGUUAAAGUCUUUGAUUAGCCAAACUGUGAUUGAUGGUUCUGUAUUGGAGCAAAACCCUUUGAGAAGUGAGCCAGCUCUAGUUCUUCCAAAAGAUCAAGAAGCAGCAUCUUCAACAGAGGAAGCAAGGAUAAAUCUUCCCCAUCUUCUAGAAGAAGAAGUUGAAUUCAGCACUGAUCUUAUUGAUUCCUACCCAGGACAUGAAACCCUUUGGUGUCACAGGCGGCACGUUUUCUACCUUCAGCAUCACUUAAGUGGUAGGUUUCCUCACAGCGUGACCCAGUUGUCACCUGCAGACAGCCCUGGGGGGACUUUGAGUGACUUGCACCUCAUCCCAGCAGGCCCACACAUGUCUCAGGCCAUGGAGGUGGACGGGCUGAAUGACUGUAGCAAGCAAAGCUAUUCCCAGGAAACCAAACGCCUGAAGCGGACCCCAGCUCCAGACUCCCGGGGCCUAGAAAUGGAGCAUAGGUUCAUCGAUCAAGUAUUAUCCACCUGCCGGAACGUAGAGCAGGCCAGGUUUGCCAAUGCAUACAGGAAAUGGCUGGUUACGUUGAGUCAAUGAAAGAGGUGGAUUAGUCCUGCAAGGUUCCCCUUUUAGUGCAAUAUUGCUUUCCUUUCUUCCUUACAUAGUUGCAUGAACUGUUCGCUAUUAUGUGAUCUUCAUCUUUAGGUCAAAAGUCCAUAGUAAAUCUUUCAUUUUAUUUAUUUUGUUAAGAACUGGCAUUCCUUUGGGGAUAAAAUAACUGUGUAGUUUCUUCCUGCUAAACAGUGAGUCUUAAUUUUUCUUCUUAACUUCUCAUCCUUUAUAUUUCUAUACAUAAAGCUUCUCAUUUCGUUCUCCUAACUGGUUCACAGACAUGUCUACCCCCCUCAGUGCAAUUGCUGCAUAGGCAAGUUUUUUUUUUUAUUUAAAAAUGUAUGUUGUUUUUCAGCUUUAGAAUAAUACAAGCUCAAAAUUACUCAUAACUAAUUAUUGUUUUGAGAAUCAAAUGGCCAGAUAGAUGGAUUUGUGAAAAUAUAAAUCAUUUCUCUUUCUCGACUCGUUAUUGACCAAUGAAACCAAAGUCAGAAGUAUUGGAAUUUAUAUAAAAAACAUGCUUCCAGUGUGUAAUCCGUUUUAAAAUGAUUGUUUUAAAAUGAAUUUUAAGAUUUUAUGUAAUUACAGGACUGGGAAAUUAUUUUUAUCACUAGUUUUGAUAGAUUGUUUUUACCUCAGAUUUGGUAUAGGCCAAAAACACUCAAGUUAGCCCCUAUAAACAUCAUUUGUUGUUUAAACCUGGAAUGCCAUUUUUAGUUAUUACUACUUAUUUUCCUUUUAAAUUCACCAUGAAAAGUGGGGAAAAUAUGCAUGGAAAUGUAUCCAUAAAAAUCUUACUUUUUAAAAAUUUAAGUUCCUGAGGAUAUUCUUAAACUACAGAAUUUUUAUGAAGUGAUUAUUAAAAGUUUGCUGGCAAACGCCAGAGGAAAGAAUAGCUUUUGAAGGUUAGUUCUUCAGCUUUUAUUUUAAAAAAUAAAACAACUUAAAGACUUUGAUAUUAAACUUAUCAGGGAUGAGGUACCAAAGUAGCCACCUCACAGCUGUAUCUUAUCUUUUCAAUAAUAAGGGCUGGGUUUUUCAGGUCUGUGAGGCCGGGUGGGAAAAGGGCCUGGUAAUGUUUACCUUCUUAAUAUAUUUUCCCCUUUGUAAAUGGUCUGUGUUUGUUCUUUCCUCUCCACAUACCUUUUGUUUAUGUUCCCAAUCCAUUCCAUAUUUUUUGACACUUUCACUUUUGUAUGUUUUUCCUUAAUUGUCUGAUUUUGAGGAUGUGUACUGAAGAUACUCUCCAUCCUCUUUCCAGUGAAUUUCAUACCCCACUAAACACACACACACAAAUAUUAAUAUAAACUGCCCCUCUAAAAGUUCCCCUAAUGAUGGAAACUGCCUGUUGUCCUCUGUGUGUGCAGAAUGUAACAGUGGCCGAAGUGAUGUGACCACCGUACUUUGCUUAUUCUCCUUUUUACUUGCUAGGUCACCUGUAGGGUGAGGGGACAGACAUAGGGAAAGGCAGACCUCUCCUGUCUUCUAUUAUGGAAACCCUGGGCUUGGGUGAGGCAUGCCGCCUUAAGCUUAAGAGAAGAAUAAAUUCUUUUUGUGCAUCAUGAUUUUGUUGAGUAGCAAACUGUCAGGUAAGACUUAAGAACACCAGAAAAAUUGUUCCGGCUCUUGUAGACAGAAACUGCUUUUCUCUCUUGGGGCAAAAUUAACCUUUUAUAGUUUUCGUUGUAUUUAGGUAAGAAAACAAUUGUCAUUAUGAACAGAAUUCCAUGGCCCUUUGUGUGCAAAGCAUAUUUUGAAUCAAAUACCUCAAGGUCUACGUAGACCUCUAUGGAUAAAACCAUUAGUUUGUGAUUCUCAGCACCUGCAGGGGUGGUGGGGAGACUACACAGAGAGGACAUGAGAGAGUCAGCCCAUUCCACUGAAUACAUGUUGCCAAAUCCUGGCCUCACUCAGUAUUAUCUUUUUUCCACACAUCAUUCUAAGUAUCCCAAGUAAUAGGGCUUCUUACACCUUGAUGUGAGAGCUUCAGGACAGGAGUAUAGACAAUACCCUGUGAAACAUCAACUCAAUUUGAUAGUACUCCACACCUUUUUAUAGCCUCCAUCUUUGACAUUAUCUGUCUUCAUGUGUUUUAAGGCCCUUAAUCUACCCCUUUAUGAAGCCAUGCAGUCCUAUAAGAUAUCUUGGUCUCCUGUCUUCCUAAUGAAGUUUUGAGUAGAGAGUAAUAAUACAAAUAUCUAAAGGAUAUUUACUGUUCGUGACUUUCGUGUGCUACUUUAUUUCUAAAAUUUGCAUUUGUCAAGUGUUCAUUCACAGAAAAAUCUAGUAUUGCCCUAUAUGGUUGUGUUUUUUCCUAAGUGGUUGACAUCUAAACUCAUUAGCUGUAGCGUGAUAAUAUCUCUGACUGAACGAGUUCAUGCAGUGGAAAGGUGUGUCUAUUUUCAGGGACUUGUUAGUCUUUUUUUUUUUUCUAUAAAUAUGUCAUUGUCGAAAACAUAGUUUAGAUUGACACACAUUUCAUCAAACUUUCAUUGGAAGAAUAGUAGGCCAAUACCAUCCUGUGGAUCAAAAAUACUACUGACAAGCCAAAAGCAAUAAGAUCUGUAAAUACCUCCACUAUGACCUUCCUCCCCCACCCCACCUUUUUUUAAGUAUACCUAUUUUGGUAAUAUGGUGUUCCCACCUUAUACUGUGUGCCUUGCACAUUGUGAGGACUCAUUAAAUAUUUGUCAAAUGGGAAAGAUUAUGAAUAAUGGACAGAAUGAGUUAUGAUUGAGAAAUUAAUGGAUUAGAGCAGUGGAUUGUGAAUGAAUGAUGUAUUCUAGCUUCAUGAUACUUAAGGUGAGCUAUUACAUAUACAAUAAGUUAAUUUAGAUUAUUUUUCUUCAUUUAAUUACCUUGUUUAAGCUCAUUAAAUCCCAGCCAAGAAAUGCAGCUCUAUAAUUAUGAAUUAACUGUACUUUAAAUAUAUAUUAAAAAUUCAUAGAACAAAUCUCGUUUGCAUUAAGAACACUAUUUUCUGGGGCGCCUGGGUGGCACAGCGGUUAAGCAUCUGCCUUCGGCUCACGGCGUGAUCCCGGUGUUGUGGGAUCGAGUCCCACAUCAGGCUCCUCCACUAUGAGCCUGCUUCUUCCUCUCCCACUCCCCCUGCUUGUGUUCCCUCUCUCGCUGGCUGUCUCUAUCUCUGUUGAAUAAAUAAAAUCUUUAAAAAAAAAAAAAAAAGAACACUAUUUUCUGUUCAUUUAUGAUAUUGGAGGACAGAUCUUGCCAACAGAGCCAGAGACACUUUGGGGCAUUUGAAGAAAUGCUUUGAUUUCAAAGACUUGUUGAUCUGUAUUUGUGCCUGGAUAGUCAUUUUAUGCUUCUCCUUUUCUCCUCCCCAGCUUGAAUUGUGGGUCUUUUAGGUAUUUUUUAAACCUAUGAGAGUCAUUUUUUUUUAAUUUAAGGAUUAAUUAUCUAGUAAUGUCCCCCCCUUUUUUUUUCUAGGUUUUAGCAUUCUAUUACCUCUUUGGAAACCCUGGGCCCAGACUCUCAAUCACAUCCCUUAUUCCUAUGGUACGGUUCUAAUUAAAUUAAGGACUUCAUUAUUAAUAGGAUUAAAUCUAAUACAGGUGGUCACUAACAGCCAUUUAAAUCUUCAUGUGAGGGCUUAUGUGACAAAAGAUAGGAAAACAAAAGUUCCUGGAUUUUUCUGUGGCAGUUUGUAGGAGAGCAUACGUGAUGGUAGACUUUGUGUGAUUUCCAUGUAUUCAGGUCGUGUCAAUUCAUGCUUAUUAUAUAAAGAGAACUUUUAAUAUUGUUGAGAACAAGUCAACAGUAGUGAUUUUCUGUAGCACAAGAUGGUAUCUGGCACGGGCUAAAUAUAAUUUAGGAGUACAAUUGCCUCUUGCUGUACAACAGUGUAAUCUCUAAGUUCCUCUUAAUUACAGAAGAUACUAAAGAUUUAGUUUAAAAAGGAAGUAACAUAUCUUCUCUUUUUUUUGCAGAAAGUUUUUGUAAGCUUACAGUUGUUUUGUUAGGAGAAAAUUAUAUUUUAGAACUUUAAAAUAUUUAAAAUAUUCUAGGAAAUUUGAACAGCAGUAUUAACAAGUUGUGUCUUCUGAGUAAAUGUCUCAGACAGAACUGUGCAGACCCUGGUACUUGGCGUGCUGCUGCCUCCCCGCGCCUGCACGUACUCUCAGUGUGCUCCUGUUGAAUGGAGGUGUACGUGGAGGCACAGGAAGGCAUAGACACAUUCCAUGGUAUGAAGGCAGAGGGCAGGAAAAAAAAUCAACCCUGAGAAUUCUACUUGUCACACAAUGUCUUUUAAAAAAUAGCUAAACAUACUGUGUUAAUUUGAGUGCCUUUCUUCUUUCUAGCGGGAACAAGAUUAUAUUUAAUGUUUAGGCAGAAGACAAAGGAUGGAAGUUUUACCAAACAGUUGAUUGUAACUCAUUGUAUUAAUUCCAGUUGCUAGGUGUGGUCCCAUGGAAUUUGUACACUUUUAUGAGAUAGUGAUACGAGCAGGUAGGAUGCUUUGGUUUGUAUUUCUUAGUUAGCAUUUUUAAGCACCCUACCAAGAAGAAUUUGUUCUUUCCCUCUGGCAACUAACUUUUUGGGGGGCGGAGGCAUUGUAUUUAGAGGAAAGCAUGUGUAUAAUUAAAGAUCAGCCUGAAGCCUGGGAAGUCAAAGGAAACAGUGGCACUUUGCCCUACUGGAAAGACCGUAAGAUUGUUCUAAAUGAGUCCUUUGACUCACUUUAAGGACUUUAAUGACUUUAAGAAUUCCCUCCCAAAUUCUGUGUUGGAGGAAAAGAAGUAAAUACUGAGAUGAAAUUUAAAAUGUGGCAUGUUAUAUUUGGGUAUGGAGAAGGGAGGGAUAGAAAAUCCCUAUUUCAAGAUAGCAAAUAACUUGUAAUUUCAUAAAAAUAUAUAGCUAAAGAUUCCAAAGUGCUUUUCAGAGGACUGUUGAAUAAUAUAUUCCUAAAUGGCAGCAAUAUGUAUAGUUCACAGUGGAGACAGAAAACCAUUGUGUUGGUUAUAGAUCUGGGGUGUGUGUGUGGGGGGGUGGCAGGGGGUGCCUCUGGCUCUCAACUUGGACAUCUGUAUUCUCGUUAGGCCAUGUUAACACUGUAAAACCAAACUCUUUGCUUAAAAAAAAAAAAAAAGGCAGUAGCUUAGUCUGCAGAUGAAACUUUGUGCUUCCAAGAAUAUUAGCUCUUUAUAGGUUGUGCUUUUUGGACAAUAAUACGGUCUACAAAGCUAACCCUGGCAUUUCUUUUAUUAAUCUGUUAUUCCUCAGGGUGUAGAAGAUUUAGUAAAUUUAGGAAAAAAUGUUAUAUUCAGUGGCAAAAAAAGAAAAGGCAAAAAUAUGCUAAAUAUAUUACUAGCUCUUAAAAUUUUAGUAUAGAUAGUAUUUUUUAUAAACCACUACCAGUGCAGUAGCUCAUAGCCGCUCUGUAACUGCCUCAUUGUUCCUCUCGCUGCUUCAGUCCUGGUGGCCCUGUUAUGACUGUUCUCUUACACAUGUCUUCAGACAUGUAAUAUAUUGUUUUCCAUGUUUGGCAAAAGUGGGGCUGUUUUAGUUGACAUCAUUCUGUUUUUGGACAUCCUGUUCAGAAAAUGAUUACUGUUGGUUUUCAAACUGACAACUGUUUUGUUUCUUAAAACUUCAGUUUCCCUGAAAGAGACCCUGUACGUGGUCAAUGCACUGCAUACUGCCUUGCACCUUGCAGGGAUCCAAUGGGUCAGAAUUGUUGAAGGCUAGAAAGUUAAAACUAGCUUACCUCAGUCUCAUCACCAUUGCCCACAUUCUCAGCUUCAGGAGAAACACAGUGUUGUGCUUAAGAUACACAAUUCAGGGGUGCCUGGGUGGCACAGCGGUUAAGCGUCUGCCUUCGGCUCAGGGCGUGAUCCCCGCGUUCUGGGAUCGAGCCCCACGUCAGGCUCCUCUGCUAUGAGCCUGCUUCUUCCUCUCCCACUCCCCCUGCUUGUGUUCCCUCUCUCGCUGGCUGUCUCUAUCUCUGUCAAAUAAAUAAAUAAAAUCUUAAAAAAAACAAAAAAAGAUACACAAUUCAGUUCAAACACACAAGGCAAGAUAUACAACUGCACAAAACAUCAUAAGUGAAAUUUAGAUACUUUUAAGGCAUAUGUGUGCAUAUUCACAUACAUGUAUGUAUGUACAUUUAAAUGAGAUUUGGAAUUUGACUUUAUAUAGUGAUUUUACAGAGAAUUUUAUGUAAAGGGUUUUUAUUUUCAUAUUUGCUUAAAGUGCUCCUAUUUAAAGGUUUUUUCUUUAUUAAACCAGCCCCCUCAAGCAAAGUUGGAAACCUAACACAAGUGCCAUUUGCCUGAAUUAACCAGAUAUUUGUGCAAACUAUUAUUUGGUCUUUGGAUGCUUAUGAACCAUGACAUUCUGGCUUUUCUUCCAUAUCUUUAGGGAAUCAGCCUUAAUUUUAUGUAUGGCCAUCACUUUCCUCAAAGUGCUAUGCAGCAUACUUCAGAUGUUAAUUUAGCUUUGUAAAGUGAUUAGUAAUAAGUCUGAGGUUUUGUCAUGUCCUAGGGAUGAACAAUUUCACACGUUCAGAUAUUGACUCAUACAGCAUUCUAUUAGAAAUGCUCAUAUAGUAUCCUCCCUCACCAGUGUCAUCUUGCAUUUGAAGCAGGUAUUUUUUUUUCCUAUUAAUUAAAGAAUGAGUGUAGACUGAGUGCAGUCAUAGUAGGUGCUCAAUAAAUAGUCGAUAAUUGAUCUACCAUCAAACAGUUAUCUUUUCAAGGAGGAGUAUAUUUUUAGAGUAAUAUAUGUUUGAAACUGAAAAACUAUAUCAUUUGAUGAAUUACUAGGCUUAUUUAGGUUGGAGUUAGUAACAUGCAGUAAAAAUACUGUUUGUGUAGAACAUGGUCUGAAGGUAGGAGAUGGGAAAAGUUUAAGCAGUAUCUUUUUGUGAAAGACGCAUUAAUAAAUGUGAGUAAUGUCUUAAUAGGCUUCUGAACUUGAGAGAGAACUGCUGUAGACUUCUGCAAUCAGUUUCUGCGUUGGUAUACUUAGUAUUACCUGUCUUAGGUACUGUUCAUUUCUCCUCAAAUCUCGGUUGCUUUCCAGUGUCUUAAAAGUGGUUGUGGUGAAAUGUGAAGUUAUAUUCAAUAACCUGUACUUACUUGUUUUCUCAGAGCAUCUUUAAUAUGAGGGAAAAAUUUUUAUGAGUGAUAUUUGUUUCAGAAUCUAUUAAUUUGUGGUUUUCAGAGCAUUUUUGACAGAGUUUGCCCAAUGUGAAAAGAUUUAAACCGUUUAAAAACAAACAUUCCAACCUGAGCUGGGAGGAACAGAGUGUGUAGCACCAGUGUGACUGGGCAUUGCCUCCUGGCGAGGUUCUGGGUGCCUGACUGUGAUGCUGGCUUCUGACUGUGGUGACCACUGUCAGUAGUCUAGUUUGAUGUGUGUUGUUCCUAGGAGAAGGACGCAAUGGGCUCUAGAUUAACGUGUAUUUGAGAUGGACAGAAUAAAAAAUGAUGUGGUAUAAAUAUGCCAAAUAUUUAUAUACACUGCUACAAAAACUAAAAAAUGGAGGAGGGGAAGAACAUGAUAAAAGGUUAGUGAUAUUUUUUAUAGUCUCUGAAAAACAUUUUUUUAUAUGCAAGUCUCUUGGACACUAAGCAGUUGUUUACUUUAUUUAACACUGCGGGACUUUAAUUUACAGGAUGGUUCUCAGAUACCAUCUAUACUCUGCUAUUAGAAUUGACCAUAUGUGUGAACUUUACAUUGCUUGAAGGUUUUCCAAAAAUGGAGUAUUUAAGUUGCAGUUGAUGGUGUUUUAAGAUUUUCCUGCAGGUUGUGGGUAAAUGGACAAGUUACAUAUAUGAUCUGUGGUGCAAGGUCAGAUCCUGGGCAUUAAAGAUAGUUCAGCUAACUUAUUUUGCUGAAGAUACUAAUUGUCUUCCCUCUGAUUGCAUUGCUGUUUUUCUUAAGCUAUUUUUCUCAAUGUAACAGUCUGCAUUGAAAGUUCUUUUAGCUCUCACAGUGUACUAAAUUCACAUUUUUAAAGGAUUAAAUAUUUUGUGAAUUCUUUUUACACUUCAAAUGUAUACCUUUCAGAGGGAUAAAAAUAAAUCUUGCAGUAAAGUAUGUGCAAAGGGUGCUUACGGUGUUCUGGGAGUUAGUUCUCCAGAGUGCUUGAAGUCUGAUGCUAAAUUCGAAGGCUAGUAUGAUGACUAUAGAUUAUUUGUAUUAGCACUGUCCAGUAGAAAUAAAUGGAAGCCGCGUAUGUAAUUUUUAAUUUUCUAGCAGGCAUAUUAAAAAAGAAACCGGUGACAUUAACUUAAAUAUUUUAAUUAACCCAAUAGUAAAAAUAUCAUUUCAGUGUGUAUUCAAUAUACAAAAUUAUGGAGAUAUUUUGCCUUUUUUUCCCCAUGGUAAGUUUUUAAAAUUCAUUGUGUAUUUUGCACUCACAGUGCAUGCCCUGACUAGCUACAUUUCAAGUGCUCAAAUAGCCACGUGGCUAAGGACCGCUAUAUUGGACAGUGCAGGUUCACAGGGUACAAAGUAUGACUUUAUUUUAAAUUGGGAGAUGGUGAGUUAGGCAUGAAAUCAUGGUAC
Molecule: messenger RNA, 9922 nt
Organism: Ailuropoda melanoleuca (giant panda)
Lineage: Eukaryota; Metazoa; Chordata; Mammalia; Carnivora; Ursidae
Gene: PTAR1
Product: protein prenyltransferase alpha subunit repeat containing 1
Exons: 8
Coding region: 86-1375 (429 amino acids)
Biological process (GO): protein prenylation
Cellular component (GO): cytoplasm
Molecular function (GO): protein prenyltransferase activity
Source: RefSeq, a predicted model, not a curated record